This is a messenger RNA of Fraxinus pennsylvanica, 339 nucleotides long. The record is from the annotation of a GenBank genome assembly. NCBI's taxonomy places the organism in Eukaryota, Viridiplantae, Streptophyta, Magnoliopsida, Lamiales, Oleaceae.
AUGGGUGCUGGAACAUGGUGCUGCUCCUGCAACGAAGACGUCCAAUGGGGUCGACUCGACUCUGGUCGAGACUACUAUGGCAAACUCACAUCGUAUAAUUCGUCGAUGAACAACUCAAAAGCUCCCAUUUGGACACUGUUAUGGAGGAAGAUGAAGAAAGAGAAGAAAAAAAAUUUCAAUUGCUCCAAUUCAAUGAGAUUCACUUACGAUCCAUAUUCUUAUGCACAGAAUUUUGAUCAGGGCUUAAUGUGGGCAAAUCCCGAUGAACUUUCUCGAUCAUUUUCGGCUCGUUUCGCUGUUCCAUCAAGAAUCUUUAAGAAGAAUGACCUAAUGGUUUGA